CACCCAAACCGCCUUCGCUGAAGAAACAGGCUGCACCGCAAUCUGCAACCUGCAAACGGUCCGAGAGGAGAGAGGCAUUCCACAUCCCGGGACCUGACAUUACAUGAUGUUGACAUCGUUUCGUUCGUUGAAAACCACAAUAUAGGCCUAGGCCUAAUUAUUACAAGAUCCGUUGCAUGCGGGGCUUAUGAGGGGAACAAAGCAUCCAUUCCUAGGAUCUAGGGCUCGUGGGUUUGUGCGCGUGGUGAUGAAAAUGAUGGAAAAACGGAAGCAAGAGCUUUGUCCCGGGAGUCCCGACGUGGCGUCCAGUCCUCGAGAGAAGGAGGACUCCAUCACCAGACUCAAUGGAUGCAAAGCUGACGAAGACUCGAGGGAGGCGGGGGACUUCACCGGAGAGGGGGUUAAGGAGACAGAUGAUGACGUCCCUCUGCAGAACUCGAGCAACGGGACCAUCAUCAUCAUCAACGGCGUUGCCAAGGAAACUGCCUCUCACGACGCCCUUGACCUGAAAAGGGAAGUGCCAGUGAUCGAGCUCUCGAGGAGAGACGCUAUAAAAGCGCUAGAGCAGAGGACGGAGAGCCAUUUGGUGCCGAGCACGGAACUUCGCAGACCUCCCGUGCAGUUUCCGCUACCGCGACGAGACGACGCUCGAAUGGUGCAGCUGAGCCCCAACGCGUUCCCACUGCCGGCGCGAGCGAUGCUCUACAACCUGGCGCAACCUCUCGCCGCCAUCAACAGUCUCGGAGGGGAGUCUGACCAGUACGGCAUGUACCCCAGCAACAGGGUAAAGCGCAGACCAGCGCCUUACGAUGUUGAGAUCGACGAGGGUAGGCGCAUUUUAGAUCUUUAUAAGUAUGCCGGCCAGCCCAAGAUCGUGCGCCGCAUCUUCACCAACAGCCGCGAGCGCUGGCGCCAGCAGAACGUCAACGGGGCGUUCGCCGAGCUCCGCAAGCUCAUCCCCACGCACCCGCCGGACAAGAAGCUCAGCAAGAACGAGAUCCUGCGGCUGGCCAUGAAGUACAUCAGCUUCCUGUCCAACCUGCUGGAGGACCAGGACGGAGGGCGGAACCCGGGCGACGGCGACACGGGGCUAAUGGUGGGGCCCCGCGACGGGUGCCCCAUGCAGGGCCCGGAUGGCACGGUGGGGGGCCUGAGCCGGGAGGACCUCCUGGACACCAUGUCGCCCGGCUCCAGCUGCGGGAGCCUGCCCGACGGGGACGGGGAGGGCAGCCCCGAGAGCUUCACCGAGGACCAGGAUUCACCGCCGGCGGCCCCCAGGACUUUAGGUUCCACGCGAGGGCCCCCUCUGCACAUGUCCACCCGGGAGCUCCGGCGCAAUGGACGGCCCUUGGACGGAUCCGGGCGGCGAUGAUGGCGGCCCGCCGGCGAAUGCAGACGGCGGACCAGACGCCCCUGAGAGGGGGAGGGGACGGCCGUGAGCGAGGAAAAAGAUGGCUGUCCGACUGGCGUCCGGUCUAGCGGCGCUGGGUGGGGGGGUUCAAGGUGCUGCGCUGAACGUAGGAGCGUUGACCUCGGACACGUUUGAAGAACCCUCAGGCCUUCAAGGUAGAUUAGCAUCGGCCGCGGCGUGGAUAUUUUGCUCAACUUAAAGACUUGUAAAUUCUGCAUGUCAUGCGUCUUUGACCGACCUGCGGAUCAGAACACAUCCGGCGCUCGUAUGUCAUCGAAGUGGAAUUACUGGCUGAUGGCUGUAACUAAAGUAUAUACAAAAGAGAAAGAAAACAAAGUAGGACGACGCAGAUCAUUCACAACCUAUUAUUUUGUGGUUCGUUGUCCCGUGUUGACUAAAGAUUGAGGGCCGCUGAAGCGAUUGGGACGGAAAGAAUUCGGGUUCCGUCCAGAAUCUCACCAUUUUAAUUUACGUGUUUUCGAUUUUGCUUCAAUUAAAAUGGUUCCAGAAACACCUAACGCUAAAUAUAAAUCACGCCAGCACACACGAACAAGCAAACAAAAAUAUAAUAAUAUAAUCCUUGACAGAAAAAAGAAAUAGGACAUGAUUAUGAAUAGCUAGACUCAAUUGCAACUCUUCAGGUAUGAAUUGUAAAUAGCAUUACAUUCCCAUUCUACAAUGUAUAGACAAGAUGUGUACACGAGACCGCAUUCAUUUGCGUCCGGGUUUUUCCCGAAUUGUCUCCUAAGGUAAGGGAAUGCAGAUUGGGAGCGCUCAAAUUGUUCACCAGGCAAUAAGAUUUAUACAUCAAAGUGGUACCAUAAUUGUUUGCCUGUUAGACUUUGGUGAUGAAAUAAUCCUACCACAUUUGGCAACAGAAAGCCAAACACGAUUUCACAGCCUGAAGACAAAUCGUACAAUUUCUAUUGGCUGUGGAGGUACAAGGCCGUGUUUCUUAAAGUGUACAAUAUAUGGGUCAUAGGAACUCAAUAAGUGACUAAGGCCGUCCUUUUUAUAUGAAUGUCUAUGUUUGAGUGUGUUUUUUUUUUUUUAAUUAAAACUAUAAUACCGUUGUAGUUUAGAAAGGUACACAGAAAAAAUACCCCAUCUAGCAGACACAUAUACAGAGGCACAGACACAUACGCAUUGGCACACGCACACAAACACACACACGGGCGCGCGCACACACACACACACACACAAGCACACACACACAUACACAAACACACACACAUGGACACACAGUGUGUGUUAGAUCAAACGACACCAGCAGUCUUCUGCCAAAAGAGACAGUUGGGUAUUGCUCCCUUUUCGUCCGUUCUUCUGCCUUUUCAGCAGAGAUUAGUAGCCUAUACUGGUACCUUUGGUCACUAUGGUAUUUUAUGAAAGGGACAUUAUGUUUGGUAAUGGAAUAAUUGUUGUAUGAUAAAUGUAACUAUAAAUAUAUCCAAUGUUAAGUGAAUGAAUUUUAUAUUAAAAAACAUCCAAAUAAAUCAGCCAGAGGAAAUGCCUUUGUGAUCUCUUUCCAGUAUUGUUUGCAUUGUGCAUGUUUCCUGCUAAGAGUAUUUAUAAUUAAACAGUUUUAUAAUUAAACUUUC
This is a messenger RNA of Gadus morhua (Atlantic cod), 3009 nucleotides long. It is a transcript of the gene tal1, whose product is annotated as T-cell acute lymphocytic leukemia 1. The record is from RefSeq and is a predicted model, not a curated record. Gene Ontology annotation, biological process: regulation of transcription by RNA polymerase II. Gene Ontology annotation, molecular function: protein dimerization activity; DNA-binding transcription factor activity, RNA polymerase II-specific; RNA polymerase II cis-regulatory region sequence-specific DNA binding. The coding region runs from base 188 to 1372 and encodes 394 amino acids. The transcript is spliced from 4 exons. Lineage: Eukaryota; Metazoa; Chordata; Actinopteri; Gadiformes; Gadidae.